UUGAGCCCGGAUGAAGCUUGUUAUUGCACGCCAGAUUUUGUAUCCUUUAUAAUCUUAAAUAUACAUUUACUGGCUUAGCUAGUGAGCCUGUGAGCUGCUGGAUCACAAACUUGCUGUGCUCCCAUGAGGAAGGAGAACUUGGACUUUGAAGGUGUUUUCAAACUUUUCAACAAAGGGCUCAUCAUGGGGUCAUACUAAGGAGAAGCAGGAAUCAGGUCUGGAGAGCAGAGAGCUGUAUUUCAGGACAAUUGGAAACAUCUAGGAGAUAUUUUGCAGACCAUGAACAUAAUAGGCAGCUACCAGCACCACCAUAUGAUGCCAGAACCCUUCAUCUUCACGCCAGGGUCGAGAUGUCACCAGGAGAGACCUUUCUUCCAAGGUUGGGUCCUGAAUCCAGGAGAGAUGUCCCCGGAAUUUGCAGCCCAGCCUUCUUACAGCCCUGAGUAUGGGUCAGUGGGACCACCCCAAGCAAGCAACCGGCUAGAGGCCCUAGGGGGGAGACUGGGGAGGAGGAAAGGAAUCCCCCCCAAAAAAGAGAGAAGAAGAACUGAAAGUAUCAACAGCGCCUUUGCAGAGCUCAGAGAGUGCAUCCCCAAUGUACCAGCAGACACCAAGCUGUCCAAAAUAAAGACCCUCAGACUGGCCACUAGCUAUAUUGGCUACUUAAUGGAUGUGCUGGCCAAAGACAAUGAGGUGGGAGCCACAGAAGGAUUUAAAGCUGAAAUCAAGAAGGUGGAUAGCAGAGAGAGUAAGAGGAAGAGAGACAUGCAGAGUGAAGGAUUCUGGGGAACGGUACCCUCUGGAGAAAAGAAAUUAAAGGGAAGAACAGGGUGGCCCCAACAAGUCUGGGCCUUAGAACUGAAUCCUUAAAUCUUUUAGGGAUCAAUCCAAUGCACUGUUAUUGUCCGGCUAAUCAGAGAUUUAAGAAAAUAUGUCCACUGAGCACUCUUCUGGCUGGGUUGGUGGGGUUCUUUGGGAGAUCUGUAUUUAUGUGCAAUGUUUUAAAUGUUUUGUAUAUAGAUAUAUAUAUGUAUUUGCAAUAUUAGGGCAAAAACUUUUUUUUUAAGAGCAAUGAGGUUUGUACACAAAAAAAAAUUUAAAAUAAAAAUAAUUAAAAGUAAGUUGCAAAAUUUGCAUGAACAUUGAAAUCACCUUCAAAGGAUCAGUUUGUAACAAGAGAGCAGACAGUGUGUUUAUCUGAACAAUUUUAUUUUGUUUAGAUUUAGGUUUUCCACUGUGACUCAGGGAUUAAUUUGUUCCUUGGAGGUGACACAAAAAAAUGUUACCUGCUUGAUUCUAGUGUCUAUCAAAAUAAUAAUUAUUCUAAUAGUUUUCAAGUUUUCACAUUGAUGGAUUAUAUUUUAUAUUAGGUACUUGUAUUUGCAAUGCUGUGCAAAAUUUGCUAAGUCAAGGCAGCAGCCAUUUAGCAAAUUCUGGAAAAAACAAAAACUUGGUGUUAAAUGUGCAAUUUCUAACACAUGUAUGUGUGACUAAAAGGCAGAUGUGUAGAUGUUUUCAUUAAUACUUUUGCAGAACUAGAACACACGCACACGAGUGUGUGAGUGUGUGUGUGUGUGUGUUCUAGUGAUUAUAUAUUGUAUUUUUUAUUAUUUUGAUUUUAUUUUUUUCCAAUUAUAUCUGUCAUUUAUUUUUGGUUUUGUGGCUGAAAUAGACUGUUUCAGGUGCAUUGCACUGUAUCUGCCAAGCACACAUAAAAUGAUCUCUAAAUUAGUAGCAAAGUGUUGAUAUUUUUAGGAGUGCUGAUUUCCUCUAAGAAAGGGGCAGGGUGUUCUGCUCCCAUAUAUUCUGUUCUAACAAGCUUUCUUUUUAUGAGUGAUUACUUAUUCUGCAUUUCCACCCCAGUUUAGCAGAAUAUAUUUAUAUAUAAUUUUCAUUUUGUACAUAAUAAACUAUUUUUCAGUAAUGAAAAUGAUGAAUGCAUUUAACUACCUAGCUGUGUGAAUUUACUGUAAAAUGUAUAUGCUACCUCAUAUUUCCAUCACUUCCUAGCAGGUUUAACUUGCCAAAAAAAAUAUUUAUGUUGUUUCAAAAUAAAUUUCUUUUUCGAUUUUCUUAAGAAACCUA
Molecule: messenger RNA, 2085 nt
Organism: Pelobates fuscus (common spadefoot toad)
Lineage: Eukaryota; Metazoa; Chordata; Amphibia; Anura; Pelobatidae
Gene: HAND1
Product: heart and neural crest derivatives expressed 1
Exons: 2
Coding region: 280-870 (196 amino acids)
Biological process (GO): heart development; regulation of transcription by RNA polymerase II
Molecular function (GO): RNA polymerase II transcription regulatory region sequence-specific DNA binding; DNA-binding transcription factor activity, RNA polymerase II-specific; protein dimerization activity
Source: RefSeq, a predicted model, not a curated record